Molecule: messenger RNA, 895 nt
Organism: Strongylocentrotus purpuratus (purple sea urchin)
Lineage: Eukaryota; Metazoa; Echinodermata; Echinoidea; Camarodonta; Strongylocentrotidae
Product: leucine-zipper-like transcriptional regulator 1
Exons: 8
Coding region: 173-895 (240 amino acids)
Cellular component (GO): Golgi apparatus
Molecular function (GO): protein binding
Source: RefSeq, a predicted model, not a curated record
CGAGAGAGGGCCAAAAAACAAAAUGGCGACACGCAGUGACUAAUUUUUCCACCCGAGAAAAAACCUUCAAGAGUCACUCAAAAGCAGCUAAUUCUACACUCCGAUAUCCAAAUCUCACGACUUGCAUCAUACAUCGAUUGUUGGCCGAUUUUUAUCAAGAUUUGUUCCAUGAAUGAUGGCAGAUGGUCGUAAAUUCGAGCCCCACUGCUGGCAAGAAGUGACCAUCGACUCUGGCCCAUAUGAAACGGUGCACCGCUGGAGACAGAUGCCCGAGUGCGACGAGUUUGUUGGUGCAAGGAGGAGCAAGCACACCGUUGUGGCAUACAACGAUGCUGUCUAUGUAUUUGGAGGAGAUAAUGGGAGGAAAAACAUGCUGAAUGACGUGCUGAGGUUUGACGUCAAUGAUAGCUCAUGGGGAAGGGCAUUUACCACUGGAAGUCCACCAGCACCGAGGUAUCACCAUUCUGCAGUCGUUCACAAUGGCAGUAUGUUCAUUUUCGGAGGCUAUACCGGAGAUAUCUAUUCCAACUCCAAUCUCCGCAACAAGAAUGACCUCUUUGAAUACAAGCUCUCCAAUGGACAGUGGAUAGAGAGGAAAUUUGAGGGCAGGUUACCCCCAGCUAGAUCAGCACAUGGAGCAGCAGUAUGGCAAGAUAAGCUCUGGAUAUUUGCUGGAUAUGAUGGAAAUGCCAGAUUGAAUGACAUGUGGUGUGUAUCUCUCAAUGGAGACAGCAAGUCUUGGGAAGAGGUAAGAAUCUUAUUUGUGUCCACAGAGUAUCUACAUGUGACAUACACUGUAUACAGUCAAACCUGCUUUACGACACGGUUAGAAACCACCCAUGUUGAGUUCUCCAGGGGCAAGAUCACUCCAUCACUCAACAAGACACAUCUCUGA